GGGGGCGUAACGGACGUCUAGACCAGUUAGCAUCAGAGCAUCCCAAUUACACGCUAUACCUGAAGAGUGAGAGAUUUUGCCAGCACAUUCCUUUUGAGGCCACCAAAAGUAGACAACUACAAUAGCCCCCACGUAGGCCGGCGCAGUCGUGGGAGUCACCAAUUCUGCCCUAGCCACCGGGAUGCGCUCUUUGUCUAACUCGCAGCUGCAGCUGCAGCUUACUCGCACUUGCAGCGUCUAAUUUCUUUUCCAGAGCCUAUGUGAGCUGUUGCAUUUCCUGCAUGCGGAACAGAAUUGAAUCAUGCACAUGCGACCUGCUGCAUACGCCGAUCCCGGUAACGCAUGCGAGGUAAAUUCUGACUAGCGGCUGCAGAUGCGUCUGGUAAGCUUGAAGUCUGCCAUCAGACAUGAAUACUGAUAUAUAUAUAGCCAUCGCUUCGCUCAUGAAGAGUUGACGGAGUUGUCUGAUCCAGUAUUCUGUUAUGUUGCACCAACCAUCGCCCCAACUGCUUCAAUUAUACACCAAUGUCUCAUGGCACCUUCUCUGCCCUAACUCGGCGUACCCCCACAGCCUCUCGCCGGUGUACGGCAAGCUCAUCGGAAAGCUCUUGCACAACUCACAGGUCUCCAACCAGGUCUUGUUAACGUCCCUUUUCUACUUGUCCAAGAUGGCUAGUCUGGCGCACCGCGCCACUAUCAAGAACUUUCAGCUCACGUACACCCGCGUGGUGGCAAGCUUGAUGCUCGCCAACAAGUUCUUGGACGACCAGUCCUACACCACCAAAAGCUGGGCGCAGAUCUCCGGUGUGCCUGUGCAGAAGUUGAUUCAGCUGGAAAAGAUGGCUCUUGCGAAGAUGGACUACCAGGUAAAUGUCAGCGUCGCCCAAUGGACCAAAUGGGUCUCUUACGUCAAAGACACGGUCGUGUUUUUGGCGUUGAAGGUGGACGUUGACAGUUUGAUCGCCACGCCAAAGGUUUGUCCUGUCUCUCCGGUACAUCCUGCCACACCUUUCUACGCCAAACCCGCGCCUUGCAUCACGCCGUGCCACAACGUGAAUGUCUACCCAAUGACUCCAAGUUCUCCACAUAUCACCCCGGUAUCGGGCAUCUCUCACAAACGACACAUUUCAGAGGACGCCUUCUCUGUUCCACACUUUAAGAGGGUUCACUAUACACAGUUUGCUCCAUACGUUCCUCAACAACUCACUCCAUACGUUGCCCAGACAGUUACCCCAUUUGUCCCGGUAACGGUUGCUCCGCUUCCGAUCUACUACGGCCAAGUCUACACUCCUCCUAUGUAUGUCCAGCAAAGCUACCCAAUGUCGUACUAUGUGCCUCCGGUGCUGUACCCGUUGCCUUACUACGAACCGUACUCCAACGCUUGCUAUUAACUUAUUCACGACCUUAUGCCUCUUACGACAUUUCUGCAUUAUUUUUUCGAUU
Babjeviella inositovora NRRL Y-12698 is the source of this 1443-nucleotide messenger RNA. Its product is annotated as cyclin family protein. Gene Ontology annotation, molecular function: protein kinase binding; cyclin-dependent protein serine/threonine kinase regulator activity. Gene Ontology annotation, cellular component: nucleus; cyclin-dependent protein kinase holoenzyme complex. The transcript has a single exon. The record is from RefSeq and is a predicted model, not a curated record. Lineage: Eukaryota; Fungi; Ascomycota; Pichiomycetes; Serinales. Gene Ontology annotation, biological process: regulation of cyclin-dependent protein serine/threonine kinase activity. The coding region runs from base 483 to 1391 and encodes 302 amino acids.